Molecule: messenger RNA, 387 nt
Organism: Diaporthe amygdali
Lineage: Eukaryota; Fungi; Ascomycota; Sordariomycetes; Diaporthales; Diaporthaceae
Exons: 2
Coding region: 1-387 (128 amino acids)
Source: RefSeq, a predicted model, not a curated record
AUGCGGGAUACACCAUCGGGACGUGAUUGGAACAUGACGGCAUGGAAACACAAGAACAAGAUCCCCGGACCUGCAUCGCCGGCAAAACAUCGGCUUUUUGGUCCAUCAAGCGUUUCCAUCAUGUCGGACGUGCCCAUGAACGUGACAAUCUGGAGAUUGCGGGGCCCCAGCUCACAUCACCGAUCAAUCAUGCGUGCGUUCAUCUCUUCAUCACCCCAGCAAGACCGCGUGGCCAGUGGCCUGUCAGCCUCUGAGACCCACUGCCUACUCGGUGAGGCCGUGCAAAAGGUGGUGUGGGAAUUCCGGGGCUAUGGGAACUGUGGGGAUGCAAAUCUGGACAUCGAUGGUCUGCUGCACCAACCCAGUCGCCCCAGGAAAACAAAAUGA